AUGAAGUCGAGUGGCAGCAACGCGGAGGCCCCGGGUCACGGUCCACGGGUGCUGGUGGUGGGCGGCGGCAUCGCGGGGCUGGGCGCAGCGCAGAGGCUCUGCCGCCACCCGGCUUUCCGCCACGUGCGGGUCCUGGAGGCCACGGCCCGCGCCGGAGGCCGCAUCCGCUCCGAGCGCAGCUUUGGUGGUGUGGUGGAGAUAGGUGCUCACUGGAUCCACGGGCCCUCCCAGGGCAACCCUGUCUUCCAGCUGGCUGCCAAGUACGGGCUUCUGGGGGACCAGGAACUGUCGGAGGAGAACCAGCAGAUAGAGACUGGAGGUCACGUGGGCCUGCCCUCUGUGUCUUACGCCAGCUCUGGGGGAAGGGUGAGCCUUGAGCUGGUGGCGGAGAUGGGCAGUCUGUUCUACAGCCUCAUAGACCAGUCCCGGGAGUUCCUGCACGUGUCCGAGGCUCCUGUGCCCAGCGUCGGGGAGUACCUCAAGAAAGAGAUCCAUAGGCGAGUGGCCGGCUGGCCAGAGGGUGAGGAGGCCAGAAAGCUCAAACUGGCCAUUCUGAACAACUUCUUCAACGUGGAGUGUUGUGUGAGCGGCACUCACAGCAUGGACCUGGUGGCCCUCGGGCCCUUUGGGGAGUACACUGUGCUGCCGGGGCUGGACUGCACCGUUCCUGGGGGCUACCAAGGGCUCACAAACUGCUUGGUGGCCUCUUUGCCCCAGGACGUGAUGGUUUUUAACAAGCCUGUGAAGACUAUUCACUGGAACGGCUCCUUCCAGGAAGCUGGAUCCACCGGGGAGACGUUUCCAGUGUUGGUGGAGUGUGAGGAUGGAGGCUGCUUCCCAGCACAUCACGUGGUCCUCACCGUGCCCCUGGGUUUUCUUAAAGAACGUCUGGACACCUUCUUCGAGCCGCCUCUGCCCACUGCGAAGGCGGAGGCCGUCAGGAAACUCGGCUUCGGCACCAACAAUAAGGUCUACCUGGAGUUCGAGGAGCCCUUCUGGGAGCCCGGCUGCCGGCACAUCCAGGUGGUGUGGGAGGACACGUCGCCCCUGGAGGAUGUUGCCGCUGCGCUGCAGGACGCUUGGGUCAGGAAGCUGGUUGGCUUUUGGGUCCUGCCUGCCUUCGGGUCUGCCCACGUGCUCUGCGGGUUCAUUGCUGGACUCGAGUCUGAGUUCAUGGAGACGCUCUCAGAUGAGGAGGUGCUUCUGUCCCUGACCGGCCUGCUUCGCAGGGUGACAGGGAAUCCACAGCUUCCUGCUCCCAAGAGCGUGCUGAGGACUUGCUGGCACAGCGCUCCGUACACCAGGGGCUCCUAUAGCUACGUGGCCGUGGGCAGCACUGGGGAUGACAUUGACCUGCUGGCUGAGCCCCUCCCUGCGGACAGAGAGAAGGCCCAGCUCCAGGUCCUGUUCGCAGGAGAAGCUACACAUCGAACCUUUUAUUCCACCACACAUGGGGCUCUGCUGUCUGGCUGGAGGGAGGCCGACCGGCUCAUCGCUUUGCGGGACCCCCAGGCACAGCUGCCGAGACUCUGAGCCUGCCUGCUUAUUCAGUGCUGGGGGAGGCUCUCGCCAUCCUUUCCUCUGCUCAGCCUGGCCGGACACUGGGAUAUAUUGUACUCAGGGUCAGCACUCUCAUUUUCACUUCUGUUGGUGGGUCUGGCCAGUGCUGAACUGGAGCUGAGUGGGAGGUCUUCCUGGAGAAUUGAGACACAGGUGCACUGGCUGUACAUAAAGCAUGUUAAAGCCUC
Artibeus jamaicensis (Jamaican fruit-eating bat) is the source of this 1748-nucleotide messenger RNA. RefSeq names its product polyamine oxidase (gene PAOX). NCBI's taxonomy places the organism in Eukaryota, Metazoa, Chordata, Mammalia, Chiroptera, Phyllostomidae. The transcript has 7 exons. Gene Ontology annotation, molecular function: polyamine oxidase activity. The coding region runs from base 1 to 1533 and encodes 510 amino acids. The record is from RefSeq and is a predicted model, not a curated record.